This is a messenger RNA of Closterium sp. NIES-65, 3954 nucleotides long. The record is from the annotation of a GenBank genome assembly. Lineage: Eukaryota; Viridiplantae; Streptophyta; Zygnematophyceae; Desmidiales; Closteriaceae.
AUGAGCAAGAAUAAGAGUAGGCAAAAGAGAGCAUGGCGUGAAAUGGCAAGUGCAUUGGGGGGGGGGGGAGGGGGAACGGGGCGGGAAGGACAUGGCAACAGCAGCGCAGAGGAGUGGCGCCCGAGUCACACCACAGAGGAGUGGCGCCCGGGUCACACCACAGAGGAGUGGCGCCCGAGUCACACCACAGAGGAGUGGCGCCCGAGUCACACCACAGAGGAGUGGCGAGGAGUGGCGCCCGAGUCACACCACAGAGGAGUGGCACCCGAGUCACACCACAGAGGAGUGGCGCCCGAGUCACACCACAGAGGAGUGGCGCCCGGGUCACACCACAGAGGAGUGGCGCCCGAGUCACACCACAGAGGAGUGGCGCCCGAGUCACACCACAGAGGAGUGGCACCCGAGUCACACCACAGAGGAGUGGCGCCCGAGUCACACCACAGAGGAGUGGCGCCCGAGUCACAUCACAGAGGAGUGGCGCCCGAGUCACACCACAGAGGAGUGGCGCCCGAGUCACACCACAGAGGAGUGGCGCCCGAGUCACACAAAAGAGGAGUGGCGCCCGAGUCACACCACAGAGGAGUGGCGCCCGAGUCACACGCAGGAAAAGUAGUGGCGCCCGAGUCACACCACAGAGGAGUGGCGCCCGAGUCACACCACAGAGGAGUGGCGCCCGAGUCACACCACAGAGGAUUGGCGCCCGAGUCACACCACAGAGGAGUGGCGCCCGAGUCACACCACAGAGGAGUGGCGCCCGAGUCACACCACAGAGGAGUGGCACCCGAGUCACACCACAGAGGAGUGGCGCCCGAGUCACACAACAGAGGAGUGGCGCCCGAGUCACACCACAGAGGAGUGGCGCCCGAGUCACACCACAGAGGAGUGGCGCCCGAGUCACACCGCAGAGGAGUGGCGCCCGAGUCACACAACAGAGGAGUGGCGCCCGAGUCACACCACAGAGGAGUGGCGCCCGAGUCAGACCGCAGAGGAGUGGCGCCCGAGUCACACCACAGAGGAGUGGCGCCCGAGUCACACCACAGAGGAGUGGCGCCCGAGUCACACACAGGGGAGUGGCGCCCGAGUCACACCACAGAGGAGUGGCGCCCGGGUCACACCACAGAGGAGGGGCGCCCGAGUCACACCACAGAGGAGUGGCGCCCGAGUCUCACCACAGAGGAGUGGCGCCCGAGUCACACCACAGAGGAGUGGCGCCCGAGUCACACCACAGAGGAGUGGCGCCCGAGUCACACACAGGGGAGUGGCGCCCGAGUCACACCACAGAGGAGUGGCGCCCGGGUCACACCACAGAGGAGGGGCGCCCGAGUCACACCACAGAGGAGUGGCGCCCGAGUCACACCACAGAGGAGUGGCGCCCGAGUCACACCACAGAGGAGUGGCGCCCGAGUCACACCACAGAGGAGUGGCGCCCGAGUCACACCGCAGAGGAGUGGCGACCGAGUCACACCGCAGAGGAGUGGCGCCCGGGUCACACCGCAGAGGAGUGGCGCCCGGGUCACACCACAGAGGAGUGGCGCUCGAGUCACACCACAGAGGAGUGGCGCCCGAGUCACACACAGAGGAGUGGCGCCCGAGUCACACCACAGAGGAGUGGCGCCCGAGUCACACCACAGAGGAGAGUGGCGCCCGAGUCACACCACAGAGGAGUGGCGCCCGAGUCACACCACAGAGGAGUGGCGCCCGAGUCACACCAUUGAGGAGUGGCGCCCGAGUCACACCACAGAGGAGUGGCGCCCGAGUCACACCACAGAGGAGUGGCGCCCGAGUCACACCACAGAGGAGUGGCGCCCGAGUCACACCACAGAGGAGUGGCGCCCGAGUCACACCACAGAGGAGUGGCGCCCGAGUCACACCACAGAGGAGUGGCGCCCGAGUCACACCACAGAGGAGUGGCGCCCGAGUCACACCACAGAGUGGCGCCCGAGUCACACCAGAGGAAUGGCGCCCGAGUCACACCACAGAGGAGUGGCGCUCGAGUCACACCACAGAGGAGUGGCGCCCGAGUCACACCACAGAGGAGUGGCGCCCGAGUCACACCACAGAGGAGUGGCGCCCGAGUCACACCACAGUGGAGUGGCGCCCGAGUCACACCACAGAGGAGUGGCGCCCGAGUCACACCACAGAGGAGUGGCGCCCGAGUCACACCACAGAGGAGUGGCGCCCGAGUCACACCACAGAGGAGUGGCGCCCGAGUCACACCACAGAGGAGUGGCGCCCGAGUCACACCACAGAGGAGUGGCGCCCGAGUCACACCACAGAGGAGUGGCGCCCGAGUCACACACAGAGGAGUGGCGCCCGAGUCACACCACAGCGGAGUGGCGCCCGAGUCACACCACGAGGAGUGGCGCCCGAGUCACACCACAGAGGAGUGGCGCCCGAGUCACACCACAGAGGAGUGGCGCCCGAGUCACACCACAGAGGAGUGGCGCCCGAGUCACACCACAGAGGAGUGGCGCCCGAGUCACACCACAGAGGAGUGGCGCCCGAGUCACACCACAGAGGAGUGGCGCCCGAGUCACACCACAGAGGAGUGGCGCCCGAGUCACACCACAGAGUGGCGCCCGAGUCACACCAGAGGAAUGGCGCCCGAGUCACACCACAGAGGAGUGGCGCUCGAGUCACACCACAGAGGAGUGGCGCCCGAGUCACACCACAGAGGAGUGGCGCCCGAGUCACACCACAGAGGAGUGGCGCCCGAGUCACACCACAGUGGAGUGGCGCCCGAGUCACACCACAGAGGAGUGGCGCCCGAGUCACACCACAGAGGAGUGGCGCCCGAGUCACACCACAGAGGAGUGGCGCCCGAGUCACACCACAGAGGAGUGGCGCCCGAGUCACACCACAGAGGAGUGGCGCCCGAGUCACACCACAGAGGAGUGGCGCCCGAGUCACACCACAGAGGAGUGGCGCCCGAGUCACACACAGAGGAGUGGCGCCCGAGUCACACCACAGCGGAGUGGCGCCCGAGUCACACCACGAGGAGUGGCGCCCGAGUCACACCACAGAGGAGUGGCGCCCGAGUCACACACAGAGGAGUGGCGCCCGAGUCACACCACAGAGGAGUGGCGCCUGAGUCACACCACAGAGGAGUGGCGCCCGAGUGACACCACAGCGGAGUGGCGCCCGAGUCACACCACAGAGGAGUGGCGCCAGAGUCACACCACAGAGGAGUGGCGCCCGAGUCACACCACAGAGGAGUGGCGCCCGAGUGACACCACAGAGGAGUGGCGCCCGAGUCACACCACAGAGGAGUGGCGCCCGAGUCACACCACACAGGAGUGGCGCCCGAGUCACACCACAGAGGAGUGGCGCCAGAGUCACACCAGAGAGGAGUGGCGCCCGAGUCACACCACAGAGGAGUGGCGCCCGAGUCACACCACAGAGGAGUGGCGCCCGAGUCACACCACAGAGGAGUGGCGCCCGAGUCACACCACAGAGGAGUGGCGCCCGAGCCACACCACAGCGGAGUGGCGCCCGAGUCACACCACAGCGGAGUGGCGCCCAAGUCACACCACAGAGGAGUGGCGCCCGCCUCACACCAGAGGAGUGGCGCCCAAGUCAUACACAGAGGAGUGGCGCCCGAGUCACACCGCAGAGGAGUGGCGCCCGAGUCACACCACAGAGGAGUGGCACCCGAGUCACACACAGAGGAGUGGCGCCCGACUCACACUGCAGAGGAGUGGCGCCCGAGUCACACCACAGAGGAGUGGCACCCGAGUCACACACAGAGGAGUGGCGCCCAAAUCACACCGCAGAGGAGUGGCGCCCGAGUCACACCACAGAGGAGUGGCGCCCGAGUCACACCGCACAGGAGUGGCGCCCGAGUCACACCACAAAGGAGUGGCACCCGAGUUACACACAGAGGAGUGGCGCCCAACUCACACCGGAGAGGAGUGGAGCCCGACUUGCGGAGAUAACUGCUGCAACGGGAGCUAG